This is a messenger RNA of Dendrobium catenatum, 971 nucleotides long. Its product is annotated as pathogen-associated molecular patterns-induced protein A70. The record is from RefSeq and is a predicted model, not a curated record. The transcript has a single exon. Lineage: Eukaryota; Viridiplantae; Streptophyta; Magnoliopsida; Asparagales; Orchidaceae. Bases 138 to 746 code for a protein of 202 amino acids.
ACUGCCUCAUUGUAACGACCUUACUCGCCCACGCCGCCCAUCUCAGCACAUAGACUCCCUUACAGCACGCUCUCUGUCCCCAUUCGCCUUGUUCGUGUAUCUUCCCCCAAAUCUGGAAGCCCACCCCCCAAAGAAAAAUGCUUGAAGAAGCGAUCCCUUCCUUCUUAGCCUCUUUCCACACCUGGCUCACCCCGACCGUCCUCUUCGUCCUCCUCAACGUUGUCAUUGGCACGAUCGCCGUCACCUCCAAGGCCUCCCGCCGCGGAGACGGCGAUCCCAACGCUCCGGCCGCUGCAAAUGAAAGCGUCGGCGCCAAGCUCUCCCGCUCUUCCUCUGCCUUCCUCCACCGCAUCCGCUCCUUCAACAUCCACCUGGACCGCCUCCAUCUCCCAACUGAAAAUCCUCUCGAUCAGAUUCAGACCUCUCUCCUUCCUCCUGCACCGGCAACAGACCCCAAUGAACCAGAUCCGACGCUGAAUGACGAGAUCCAGCACCAUCUCAGCCGGAGCCGCAAGUUGGGGGAGAUCGACACAAACCUAGCGGAACCGAUGAAGAAACCCGCCGGCGAAAAGCCCGAUUUCGAACAUUUCGAGGAGGCAGAGAUCUUCCAGCACGCUGAUAGCAUCGUCGGAGAUGAAGACACGGAAGUCGAUUCUCGUGCCGACGACUUCAUUAACCGAUUCCGACAGCAGCUGAAGCUACAGCGACUCGAAUCCAUCGUCAGGUACAAAGCGACGGUCGGCUGAGGACCCGAAUUAGUCAAACAAAUUCGACGAUAUAUGAAAAUAUAUCUCAAUUUCCUUUCUGAUUUCAUUUCCAGCGGUCGCUUUUUUAAAUUUUUAGCUCUGUUUUAGGAUUUAAGCAGAUUUAUUCUACAUGAACUUCGUCUUGUUUUGGUAUAUUGGAGCUUUCCAUUGCCCAUUGGAGGGCAGGCUUUACGGAGAAAUUGGAUAUCGUUUUUUAUUUUUGAA